GGGGCCCCGGCUGGCUGGAGGUAGGAGAAAUCGUGAACCCACCUUACCUCCGUGAAAAUGGCUUUAGGCAAUCUUACGUCGAAGGCUGUGUCACUUUACGAUGAAUGGAUUAAAAAUGCGGAUCCGCGAGUUGAAGGCUACCCACUCAUGGCUUCACCUUUUCCACAGACAAUUAUUAUUGUAGCCUAUAUAUAUUUUGUCACUAAUUUGGGACCGAAGUUCAUGGAGAACAGGAAGCCUUUUGAACUGAGACAACUCAUGGUUGCCUACAACUUUGGUGUAGUGGCUCUUUCGAUUUAUCUGACAUAUGAAUUUCUCAUGUCUGGCUGGGCCACAGGCUAUUCAUUUCGUUGUGACAUCGUUGAUUACUCUUCGUCACCUAUGGCUUUAAGGAUGGUUCGAGUCUGCUGGCUGUAUUACUUCUCUAAAUUCAUCGAAUUGCUAGACACGGUCUUCUUUGUCCUGCGAAAGAAAAACGGCCAAGUUACAUUCCUGCAUGUCUUCCAUCACUCAAUCAUGCCUUGGACCUGGUGGUUUGGAGUCAAAUUUGCUCCAGGUGGCUUAGGAACAUUCCAUGGUAUGAUAAAUGCCAUUGUGCAUGUCAUUAUGUACACCUACUACGCCCUCAGUUCACUGGGACCAUCGUUUUAUAAGUACUUGUGGUGGAAAAAGCAUAUGACAUCUAUACAACUUAUCCAGUUCAUUAUGGUUACAUGCCAUAUAGGACAAAUCUACGUCAUGGGUAACUGCCCAUAUCAGUAUCCCAUCUUUAUGUUCAUCAUUGGGCUAUACGGACUGGUGUUUUUAAUCCUGUUUCUACACUUCUGGUACCAUGCCUACACUAAAGGGAAGAGACCUCCGAAGUCUAUUAAAAAUGGUAUCAACAAAAACAAAGCUGAAUGAAGCACUCUGCCACAACAAACCUGAGUUUUCCCGACUUGUACUACUUGACAAUCAAGAUGCUUAGGUGCUCAGCACCCUGUAUGUUUUGUACAUGUUUUUCCGAAAAGAAAAAGCCUUGUAUUUUUACUAUAAAUUAUUUGG
Messenger RNA from Euleptes europaea (tarantolino), 1044 nucleotides. RefSeq names its product ELOVL fatty acid elongase 7 (gene ELOVL7). Gene Ontology annotation, cellular component: endoplasmic reticulum membrane; endoplasmic reticulum. NCBI's taxonomy places the organism in Eukaryota, Metazoa, Chordata, Lepidosauria, Squamata, Sphaerodactylidae. Gene Ontology annotation, biological process: very long-chain fatty acid biosynthetic process; fatty acid elongation, monounsaturated fatty acid; sphingolipid biosynthetic process. The record is from RefSeq and is a predicted model, not a curated record. Gene Ontology annotation, molecular function: fatty acid elongase activity. The transcript has 8 exons. Bases 58 to 903 code for a protein of 281 amino acids.